Siniperca chuatsi (mandarin fish) is the source of this 8874-nucleotide messenger RNA. RefSeq names its product phosphatidylinositol 4-kinase, catalytic, alpha a (gene pi4kaa). Gene Ontology annotation, cellular component: plasma membrane; cytoplasm. Bases 109 to 6489 code for a protein of 2126 amino acids. The transcript is spliced from 54 exons. Gene Ontology annotation, molecular function: 1-phosphatidylinositol 4-kinase activity. Gene Ontology annotation, biological process: phosphatidylinositol phosphate biosynthetic process; phosphatidylinositol-mediated signaling. The record is from RefSeq and is a predicted model, not a curated record. Lineage: Eukaryota; Metazoa; Chordata; Actinopteri; Centrarchiformes; Sinipercidae.
GCGCUGUUUGGACAUUGCGCUUGCCGUAGUUGUCAGUGCGGACUCCUCCUCGGGACGAAUGAAAGAAGAUGUUUGUGUUGGUGUGGCAGCAUUAAGGCAUCUUUAAACAUGUCUCUCAAUGGAGGGGGAAGCAGAGGAUUUUACUUCAACACCGUCUUGUCUUUGGCACGGUCGUUGGCAGCUCACCAGCAGGCGCCGAUAGACAAGGUCCAGAAGCUACAAUGCAUGUGCCCCGUGGACUUCAGAGGAGUCUUCCAGCUGGAUGAGAGGAGGAGAGAUGCUGUCAUUGCGCUGGGCAUCUUUCUAGUAGAGUCAAACCUGCAGCACAAAGAUGCUAUCGUCCCCUACCUUCUUGGGUUGCUUAAAGGGCUUCCUAAAGUUCAGUGGAUUGAAGAAAGCUCAGAACGCAAAGGAAGGGAGACCCUUCCUGUAGCUGAGAACUUCAGCUUUUGUCUUGUAACACUACUCUCAGAUGUUGCCCAACGUGAUGAGACCUUACGAGGACAGAUCCUGGAGGUGGUCAUGGACAUCAUGCAGGUCCUGCAAGAUAUCUGCCAGAAUCCAGAGGCUCAUGAUAAAGAUUACCUGUGUAGGUACACUGUGCCCACCCUGCUCGGUGUCGCCCGAGCAUUUGGCCGAUACAGCAACACCGAUGAGCCCCUACUGUCCAAGCUGUUCCCUCGACCAGUUGCUCCUGUUCUGCCUACGGGAGACGAUAGUGACACGGUGCACCGACGGUCCUUCAAUGACUUCCGUUCCAUCCUGCCAAGCUCUUUGCUCACGGUGUGUCAGGGAGACACUCUGAAACGUAAAGCCUCCUCCCUGUCCAGUGUGUCACAACAGGCCAGUCCAGAGAGAGCCUGCCUGACCCCCAGCUCACCUGCUGAUCCCUCUGCACAGUACUUUGAAGGUUCAUACCUGCCUGAUGGCAGCGCAGUGGACCCUGAUUACUACUUCUCCACCAUCAGCUCCAGCUUCUCUGUCUCCCCUCUUUUCACGGGAAGCAGCUCUGGAGAGUUUCAUGUCCCUCUGGAUAUGCUCAGACAGCUCCUUAACAUGGUUGAACAAUUUGUCUCGGAGUCGUUUUUGAAAUCACUGGACGAAUCCUUGUCAGAACUUCUAGAGUUGAAUCCUGGUCUUCAUCUCUACUACAAAACCUUCAGUGAUCCUCUGUACGUUGCCAUAUUUAAAAUGCUAAGAGACACUCUGUACAAUUUAAAAGACCUUCAGACAGACUACGUAAAGGAGGUCCAUGACUUUGUGCUGGAGCAGUUCAGCAGUAGCCAGUCGGAGCUACAGAGGAUCCUGCACGAUGUCGAGUACCUCCAGAGUGAACUGAGCCCGCUCAAACUGCGCUGUCAGGCCAACGCUGCCUGUGUGGACCUCAUGGUGUGGGCUGUUACUGAAGAGCAGGGAGCUGAGAACCUUUGCACCAAACUAUCAGAGAAGCUGCAGUCCAAGACGUCCAGUAAAGUCAUCAUCGCUCACAUGCCCCUCCUCAUUUGCUGCUUACAGGGUUUGGGUCGUCUGUGUGAGCGCUUUCCUGUGGUGGCCCACUCUGUCACCAUGUCCCUGAGAGACUUCUUGGUGGUGCCCUCUCCAGUUUUGGUGAAGCUGUACAAAUACCACAGCCAGUACACUUCAGGUGGUGGUGAGAUAAAGAUCCAUGUGACUAAUGAACAUUCCCAGUCAACCCUCAGUACCCAUUCCAGCAAGAAGAGCCAGCCCUCCAUGUACGAACAGCUGCGGGACAUCUCCAUAGAUAACAUCUGCAGGUGCCUGAAAGCCGGACUGACUAUGGAUAAUGUCAUUGUAGAAGCUUUUCUCGCCAGUCUGUCCAAUCGUCUCUACAUCUAUCAGGAAAAUGAUAAGGAUGCUCACUUGAUCCCAGACCACACCAUCAGGGCUUUGGGUCACAUUGCUGUGGCCUUACGGGACACUCCCAGAGUAAUGGAGCCCAUCCUCCAGAUCCUACAGCAGAAGUUCUGUCAGCCUCCCUCCCAGCUUGACGUCCUCAUCAUAGACCAGCUUGGCUGCAUGGUCAUCACAGGCAAUCAAUACAUCUACCAGGAGGUGUGGAAUUUAUUCCAGCAGAUCAGUGUCAAAGCCAGCUCCAUGGUCUACUCUACCAAAGACUACAAGGACCAUGGAUACAGACACUGUUCCUUGGCUGUGAUAAAUGCUCUGGGUAAUAUAGCAGCCAACCUUCAGGCUGAGCAGAUGGUCGACGAGCUGCUGGUCAACCUGCUGGAGCUUUUUGUUCAACUGGGCUUAGAGGGGAAGAGAGCCAGCGAGAGAGCCUCAGACAAAGGCCCAACUCUGAAGGCAUCAAGCAGUGCUGGAAACCUCGGUGUCCUAAUUCCAGUUAUUGCAGUGCUGACUAAGAGGUUGCUACCAAUUAAGGAAGCAAAGCCACGUCUGCAGAAGCUCUUCAGGGACUUUUGGCUCUACUCUGUUGUCAUGGGAUUUGCUGUCGAGGGCUCAGGUCUGUGGCCGGAAGAAUGGUAUGAGGGAGUUUGUGAGAUUGCGACCAAAUCACCGCUGCUCACAUUUCCCAGUGGGGAACCUUUACGCUCAGAACUGCAGUACAACUCUGCACUGAAGAACGACACUGUCACUCCAGCGGAGCUGAAUGAUCUGCGUAGCACCAUCAUCAACCUGCUGGAUCCUCCUCCUGAGGUGGCUGCUCUCAUCAACAAAUUGGACUUUGCCAUGUCCACAUAUUUGCUGUCUGUUUACAGAUUGGAAUACAUGAGGAUGCUGCGUUCUCUGGACUCUGACCGUUUUCAGGUCAUGUUUCGAUACUCUGAAGACAGAGCGAUACAGAAGGAUAAAUCUGGCAUGAUGCAGUGUGUGAUUGCUGUUAGCGACAAGGUUUUUGAGGUCUUCCUUCAAAUGAUGGCUGAAAAAGCAAAAACCAAAGCCCAUGAGGAGGAGCUAGAACGCCACGCUCAGUUCCUCUUGGUCAACUUCAACCACAUCCACAAGAGGAUCCGCAGAGUGGCUGACAAAUAUUUGUCUGGCCUGGCUGAAACUUUUCCCCACUUGUUAUGGAGUGGCCGUGUGCUGAGGACCAUGUUAGACAUCCUGCAGACGCUUUCCCUCUCACUCAGUGCAGACAUUCAUAAAGACCAACCUUAUUACGACAUCCCAGACACGCCAUACAGAAUCACUGUCCCAGAUACAUAUGAAGCCAGAGAGAGCAUAGUGAAGGAUUUUGCUGCCCGAUGUGGGGAGAUCCUUAAAGAGGCUAUGAAGUGGGCGCCAUCUGUGACCAAAUCACACCUCCAGGAAUAUCUGAACAAACACCAGAACUGGGUGUCGGGUCUCUCCCAGCACACAGGCCUGGCCAUGGCCACAGAAAGCAUCCUGCACUUUGCUGGUUACAACAGACAGAGCACCACACUGGGGUCCACUCAGCUGACUGAGAGGCCAGCCUGUGUGAAGAAGGACUACUCUAACUUCAUGGCCUCCCUCAACCUCAGGAACAGAUACGCUGGAGAGGUAUCAGGUAUGAUCCACUUUGCCCAGGCAAUUCGAGGACAGUCCGAUCUGGGCCGGCUGAUGAUCAAGCAGAUGGGAGAGGCUUUGGAUUCUGCGCAGCCUGAGGCCUUCACUGAGGCCAUGUUCAAACUGGCCGCCUUGCUCAUCAGCACCAAAGACUGCGACCCUCUGCUCCUGCAUCACCUCUGCUGGUCUCCUCUCAAGAUGUUUACAGCGCACGGCAUGGAAACAUCUAUCGCUUGCUGGGAGUGGCUGCUGGCAGCUCGUGUUGGAGUGGAAGUACCGUUUAUGCGAGAAAUGGCGGGAGCAUGGCAGAUGACCGUGGAGCUUAAGAUGGGCUUGUUUGCCGACGCUCAGGUGGAGGCUGAUCCUCUAGCUGCAUCAGAGGAAAGUCAGCCUAUCCCCUGCCCUCCAGAUGUUACCCCUCACCACAUAUGGAUUGAGUUUCUAGUCCAGAGGUUUGAGAUCGCUAAGUAUUCCAGCGCAGAUCAAGUGGAGAUCUUCAGCAGUUUGCUACAGCGCUCGAUGUCCCUCAACGUCGGUGGGGCUAAGAGUAGCCUGAACCGCCAUGUAGCUGCCAUUGGACCUCGUUUCAGGCUGCUGACUCUGGGUCUGGCUCUGCUCCACUCCGACGUCCUCACCAAUGCAACUGUAAGAAAUGUGCUUCGAGAGAAGAUCUAUUCUACAGCCUUUGAUUACUUCAGCGUGGCUCCAAAGUUUCCCACCCAAGGUGACAAGCAUCUCCGCGAAGACAUCAGCAUCAUCAUCCGUUUCUACGCCAGCAUCCUGUCCGACAAGAAGUACCUGGCAGCGUGCCACUUGGUCCCACCUGGUGAGCUUGGUACUACCCCAGCCCCGAGCACGCUUUCUGCCGGGAUAUUUGGAUCGCUUAUCGUGUCCAGCACUUCUCCGAUAUCUAUCUUAAAUAAUCAGGACCCGUCCUUGAACAGUCUGUCAGUGAUGACCGCUGCCGACCUCAGGAGCAACAUGGACUCCAGCUCUCGCUCCCAGCAGAGCGGCCAGGGAUGGAUCAACACCUACCCACUGUCCAGUGGCAUGUCCACUGCAUCCAAGAAAUCAGGCACGUCCAAGAAGAGCAACAGGGGGACGCAGCUUCACAAAUACUACAUGAAACGCAGGACUCUGUUGCUGGCCUUACUGGCCAGUGAGAUCGAACGGUUGACGACGUGGUACAACCCUCUUUCCACUCAGGAACUGGCCAUCGCCAUGGAGCAGUCAGUGGAGACCAGCAUCGCUAACUGGAGGUCCAAAUACAUCAGUCUGACUGAGAAACAGUGGAAGGACAAUGUCAACCUGGCCUGGGGUAUCGCACCCUACCUGGCUAUGCAGUUACCAACUAGGUUUAAGAAUGACGCCAUUGUUGCUGAAGUGACCCGGCUGGUGAGAUUGGACCCCGGAGCUGUCAGUGAUGUACCUGAGGCCGUCAAGUUCCUGGUGACAUUUCACACUAUUGAUGCUGACUCUCCUGAGCUGAGUCAUAUCCUGUGUUGGGCUCCAGCAGACCCACCCACCGGUCUGUCCUACUUCAGCAGCAUGUACCCUCCUCAUCCUCUCACCGCUCAGUACGGGGUUAAGGUGCUACGCUCCUUUCCUCCAGAUGCCAUCUUGUUCUACAUUCCUCAGAUUGUUCAGGCUCUCCGCUAUGAUAAGAUGGGUUAUGUGAGAGAGUACAUCCUGUGGGCGGCGCAGAAGUCUCAACUUCUCGCCCACCAGUUCAUCUGGAACAUGAAGACCAACAUCUUCAUGGAUGAGGAGGGACACCACAAAGAUCCUGACAUCGGGGAGCUGUUGGAGCAGAUGGUUGAGGAGAUCACAGGUUCUCUGUCGGGUCCGGCCAAAGACUUCUACCAGAGAGAGUUUGACUUCUUCAACAAGAUCACCAAUGUGUCUGCCAUUCUCAAACCGGUUCCAAAGGGAGAGGAGAGAAAAAGGGCCUGUCUCAAAGCUCUGUCGGAUAUCAAAGUCCAGCCAGGCUGUUACCUCCCAAGUAACCCUGAAGCCAUCGUGCUGGACAUCGACUACAAGUCUGGAACACCCAUGCAGAGUGCUGCCAAGGCUCCCUAUCUGGCCAAGUUUAAGGUGAAGCGCUGUGGGGUGAGUGAACUGGAAAGGGAGGGUCUCCGCUGCCCCACGGAUUCUCUGGAAGACGGAGAGGAGAAUCCAGACGGAUCACACAGGAUUUGCUGGCAGGCUGCCAUCUUUAAAGUGGGAGACGACUGUAGACAGGAUAUGCUCGCGCUGCAGAUCAUUGGGCUUUUUAAGAAUAUUUUCCAGCUGGUAGGCCUGGAUCUGUUUGUCUUCCCAUACAGAGUGGUGGCCACUGCACCAGGGUGUGGCGUGAUUGAGUGCAUCCCAGACUGCAAGUCCCGAGACCAACUCGGCAGACAGACGGACUUCGGGAUGUAUGAUUACUUCCGUAACCAGUACGGCGAUGAAUCCACCCUCGCCUUCCAGAAGGCUCGGUAUAACUUCAUCCGCAGCAUGGCUGCCUACAGCCUUCUGCUGUUCCUGCUGCAGAUCAAAGACAGACACAACGGCAACAUCAUGCUGGACAGCAAGGGCCACCUCAUCCACAUAGACUUUGGCUUCAUGUUUGAGAGCUCUCCUGGCGGUAACCUGGGCUGGGAGCCAGACAUCAAGCUGACGGACGAGAUGGUGAUGAUCAUGGGAGGCAAGAUGGAGGCCACGCCUUUCAAAUGGUUCAUGGAGAUGUGUGUCAGAGGAUAUCUGGCUGUACGACCCUACAUGGAUGCAGUGGUUUCUCUAGUGACCCUCAUGCUGGACACUGGACUGCCAUGCUUCAGAGGACAAACCAUUAAACUCCUCAAAGGACGGUUUAAUCCCCAAAUGAGUGAGAAAGAAGCAGCAGCGUUCAUCAUCAAAGUCAUCCAAAGCUGUUUCCUCAGUAGCAGGAGCAAAACGUACGACAUGCUGCAGUAUUACCAGAACCAAAUUCCUUACUGAAGGACUUCUGCCAGACCUCCACUGUACGUCCAAUAUACAAACGUCUCUACCCAAGCGAUGCAGACCUUCUUUUGGAUGAUUUUAAAUAAGGUGGUGAAUGCACCAGCCGGGUCUGUAUACCACUCUGCUCCUUUUAGAGAGACAACAACAUGGCACUUUGACCCUAAUGCUCCAGUUUUAUUCAGCAUACUCUUGUAAGUUGUCAGAUUUUAUAAUGCACAUCUGCGUUUUAAAGUAGUUCUUUGUUUAACUUGAGAGUAAAGAACAAUGUACGACUUUUACCAAAAGAGGUAUUUGAAUCACCCUUUAAGUAUUUUCUUCUUGAUGCUGUUAUUUGUUACUCAGCAAACACUAACUAAACCGUCACACUAGAGGAAGUUGGCCAUAAAGGGAGCCGUUUAGUGUUUGUCAAAGGAGCUGUUAUCAUCAUUAUUAUCAUUUUGUUAUAUACUAUGCUGUUAUCCACUUUUAUGCACUUUAUAGAUCACAGUAUUUCAUUGGAUUCACCUGCCUAUGAUCAAGAUCAGAAAUCAGAGAUUAAAACAAUCUUGCAGUUUUAUUUGAUCAAUAAAAUUGCAGUAUUUUUGAUUUAGUAGAACACAAGCCGGUGUUGUUAGAUAGAUCAAAAAAAUCAAUGCAAGAAUCAAUCAGCAUUUAGUCUAACGGUAGUCUUAUAAAUGUAAAGGAAUUAAGAGAAUCAAAUGUAAUUAUGCUGUCGUAUUUACUGUAGAAUCACAUCAAGAUCGCAGGUAUUUUUCUGUGAUUUGCGUAGUUAUAUGUGAAGAACAUAUUUAUCAGAAGAUUUUAAAAACUCUUAACUGUGCUGCUUUGAUGCUUAUCCUCAAAGCCAGUCAUGUCACACCCCUUGAUGUCAGCUUUUAGCUUAAAUUGGUUAUUUAGAAGUAUUUUUCCACUAUGGGAACUUAACGGCCCGUAACCUGACUUUUAAGAAGUGCAGUUGUGGGACAGACAACAGUGGCGUAAGUGCCGCUGAUGUCGCCCCAGUUUAUAAUACUCGCAUGUAUUACCGUUACAUUCAAGUCACAGAACUAAACAUCUGAUUUUCUGAUAAAUAAAUCUUUAAAAAACACUUAGCACUGUUCUUAAGUUCUUUACGGGAUCUUAGAAAACUCUUCUUACCAUCUGGAUGAAAACAAUAUUUGGUCUGUUUACCGAUACAAAAUAUUCUUAAUCUAAAUUUGUACAAUGUCAACCAAAAUUCAAAAACGUAUUAUUAGUAUUAGUUAAAGAGGUAUAUAUUCAUGUUUGUUUCAAAUGUUGAUAAUAUUGUCAUACAAAAUGACAUGUUAAUAUUCUGCUCGUGUUUUACAAAAAGAGCCAGGACGUCUGUCAGGUUCAGUUUCCUGGGUUAGGAAAUGAAGCCACAACAAAAACUGGUUAAAAAUGUUUAUCGUGCGACAGAUGGAACAUUUUUUCAUCCAGAUGGUUAAAAGAGUCUUUGAGGAUUCUGCAAAUACCUUCAGCCCUGUAGCCACGCUAGUGGCACAGCCAAUGGCAACGUCGGCCUGACGGCGGGAAAUAAAAGCAGAACCUGUGACAAUGGCUACAUGUUAGGUUCCUGUAGUGGAAAAGGCCAAUAGGAAAGAGUUGAUACAGCACACAGGGUGGACCAGGAGCUCUCGCUGCUCUACGUCACAGCAUGUUUGUCUCAAAUAGACAUUGAGGUAUAUUUUUGUCCUGUCUAAUAAAGUGUGUCAGAAUGCAGGUGUUCUACAUGUUUGCAUACCCUUUACAGUAUCUGUAACCCUGUUUGGAAACAUUCCUCUGUCAGUAUAUAAGUUAUAUCGAACCUCUUGGGUUUGGGUUUUGUUGGAUGAUUUACUGAUGCAGAUGAUGAUGAUACCUAAGAAGCCAUUUCUCCUACCAUUGGUAGAAACGCAACUUUAGUAAUACUUGACAAAAAACCCUAACCUUAUGCAAUAUAUUCAUGUAUAUUCUGUAUUUGUGUUGUGUUCAACAAAUGAAGUUGCUAUAAUUCCUUCCAUCCCAAUCCUUGUGUGAAAAGUGUUUUAUUUUGCAGCUAUGAUUUACUGUCUUUACAUAACUGAGAGGUGAACAUGAAGCAUUUAAGUACACAGAAGUACUUGUUUCAUGGCUUAUAAAAAGAGACUUGAUCAACUCUUGAGUUGCUGUUAUUUUAAAUAAGUUAGUCAUCCCUUAUGUCCACCAUUAACUGUGAACCAGAAGUGUUGGUCUAUAUAUGUGUGUGUGUGUGUGUGUGUGUGUGUGUGUGUGUGUGUGUGCGGUUUUUGUCUGUAUUUGCUCGGUUUGUGGCGACAUCAUUGCCGAUUCAGAUUAAGACCAUGUCUCUUAUUCUGAUAAUGUUUGAAAACUUAUUUCCAGAUUAAAUGUGUGUACAUUUCA